This is a messenger RNA of Myxozyma melibiosi, 806 nucleotides long. Its product is annotated as DnaJ domain protein. Lineage: Eukaryota; Fungi; Ascomycota; Lipomycetes; Lipomycetales; Lipomycetaceae. Gene Ontology annotation, cellular component: mitochondrion. The transcript has a single exon. Bases 119 to 781 code for a protein of 220 amino acids. Gene Ontology annotation, biological process: [2Fe-2S] cluster assembly; protein complex oligomerization. Gene Ontology annotation, molecular function: ATPase activator activity; protein-folding chaperone binding. The record is from RefSeq and is a predicted model, not a curated record.
UAUUUGCAGUGGCGGUGCUGGAUGGGGCUGGUGGGUGUGGCUAAGCGAAGUUUGGGACUCAGGGAAAUUGAUUUGUACGUCGUCGAUGACCGUCGUCAACCUACAUUCGGACUGAACAAUGAGAGCAUCAUCGCUGAGAUUCGCAAGCCGGACUUUGAAGACCGUGCAGUGGCAGAGCAGCAGCCGCCUCGGGUGCAGCAGGCUAUACAGUGCCGCUUCGACAGACCAGAUCGGAGAGGGACGGACUUACUACUCGCUUUUUCCAAAGACACUGAAAGACGGUCCUCCGCCCAAAGGUCCGUUUGCAAUCAAUAACCGUGAAUUACGACGGGAGUUUUUGGAGUUACAGUCACAGAACCAUCCUGAUCUCGCGAGAAGCGAGGCCGAGAAAGAGUCGUCGGACAAGAUAUCGUCAGAGAUCAAUAAGGCGUACUCGACCUUGAGCUCCGUGCUUCACCGGGCUACCUACCUUCUAGAGCUACAUGGACUCACUCUAGCCGAGGACGCUGGUCGAACGAUGCCGCAGGAUCCAGAGCUUCUGAUGGAGGUCUACGACGUGCUCGAGGAUAUAGAAGAAUGUGAGACAGAUGACGAGGUCGAGCGUAUUCAGGAGCAGGUCACCGAGAAAAUAGCCGAUGCGGAGAAACGGGUAGAGCAGGUUUUUGAUACGAAUGACCUGGAGAAUGCACAACAAGCGGUAACUGUGCUACGGUAUUGGGUGAACAUAAAGGACUCUCUAAAAGAAUGGGAACCAGGUCGGCCGUUCCGGAUGAUUCAUUAGUUGGAAAAUUUGUAUAUUCUGAUAU